CUGAAAUACAAACUAAUGUUCUAGAGUGCCUUCUGUUGUCGAAUGACUUCUUACUCCCACACCGCCAGCAUUUGUUGAAUUUGAUCAAACCUAAAGAAUUGAGAGAAGAACUCACAACCUGGAACUUGUCUGAAGACAUCGUAGAACCUCACAGAUCACAAAUUUUUUCUAUUGUAAUUCGCAUCCUUAUGCCAAAAGUUAGAACAUUGAAAAGUUCGGCUUCACGGAAGCAUACAAGUAUCCGUCACCGGCAGGCAGUUCUUUGCUUUAUAUCUCAGCUGGAUGUUAAUGAACUUGCCCUGUUCUUUGCCUUGUUGAUAAAGCCUUUGAACAUCAUAUCAGAGGAAACAAUGGACUCGUUUUGGAGUUCUGGCGAAAGUUCUAUGGACUAUUUCCAUAACUCGAAUUUCCUGAAGUAUUUCACUGUUGAUACUAUUUCGACAUUAUCCAGGAAUCAGAAAUCUGGGUUUCUUCAUGUCAUCCAACAUAUCCUUGAAGUAUUUGAUGAAUCCCGUGUCCGACCUUUUCUAGACUUUUUGAUGGGAUGUGUUGUCCGGCUAUUUGGAAAUUAUGCUCCAAAUAUUGAUGAAGAAAGGAACAUUGAUUCAUUGGCAGCCAACCCAUCAACUUCAGAUGAUAAAGAAAAUGCUUCAAUAAAUCAUGACCAGGCUGGUACUGCUUUGAAGCAGUUUAAAGAGUUGAGAUCUUUAUGUCUGAAAAUCAUUGCUCAUGUUCUUGAUAAAUAUGAGGAUUGUGAUCUUGGCUCCGAGUUCUGGGACCUCUUCUUCUCGGCAGUGAGUCCUUUAAUUAAGAGUUUCAAACAGGAGGGUUCUAGUAGUGAGAAACCAAGUUCCUUGUUCUCAUGCUUCUUGUCAAUGAGUAGAAGCCGUAAUCUCUUCACCCUAUUAUCUCGGGAGGAGUCUCUUGUUCCAGACAUUUUUUCAGUUCUAACAGUCACCACAGCUUCAGAAGCUAUAAAGUCUUCUGCCUUAAAAUUCAUAGAGAAUCUGCUUUGCCUUGAAAAUGAAUUUGGUGAGGAUGCCAAUAUGAUCAGUGGAUUCUUAGAUCCUUAUAUAGACGCACUGAUUAACAGCUUGCAUUCUCUUUUCAUUGGGGAUAUAUUUAAAAGGAAAUCAGUCAAGUAUCAUGGGGAAAGAGAGAUGAAAAUUCUUAAAUUAUUGUCAAAGCGUGUGCGAGAUCCCUCUCAUGCUAUGAAGUAUUUGGACGUCUUGCUGUCUUUCUUGGAUAAAAGUGUAAAAGAUUCGGAUAUUCGUCGUGAGGCUUUGCUAGCUAUUCAGGACAUCAUACCGUUCCUUGGGAUUGAGAGUACCAGCAAAAUUAUAAAUAUAAUCUCUCCUCUACUUGUUGACGCUGACUGUGAAGUUAGAUUAUGCAUUUGUGAUCUACUUGAAUCUAUUGCAGAAAAAGACUCUUCUCUGGUUGAUGUGGCGAAGCGCAUUCGCGAUAUGAAUGCCAUCUCAGCCAUGGAAGUUGACGACCUGGACUAUGAAAAGAUAGUUAAUGCUUAUGUGGAGAUUAAUGCAGAUUUUUUUAAUAAAUCCUCAGAGCAGCACACAAAGAUCAUACUCUCACAGAGUAUAUACAACGUAUCAUCAGAAUCCAUUAUGUUAAGGGGUAGCGCACAGAAGCUCUUGUCUUCUUUCAUUGAUUUUUCAGCCUCAAUACUUCGCGAAGAGGCUUCAUCACACUCUGAACUUGGUAAAGAGGUCAAAAUAGCUGAUGUAAGCUGGACAGGAGAUCGAAUACUGUUCAUUUUAAGAAGUUUCAUUUUGAAACACAUGGGAGAUGCAAUAAACAGAGGAGGCAUCAUAAUAAAGGAGUGGUUUCUUUUGAUACGGGAGAUGGUGACCAAACUUCCAGAUGCCGGAAAUCUUUCUGCAUUCAGACCGUUAUGCUCUGAAGACGAGAAUGUAGACUUUUUUAAAUCUAUUGUUCACAUUCAGGUACACCGUAGAGGAAGGUUAUUCAAUUGCUGA
Camelina sativa (false flax) is the source of this 1997-nucleotide messenger RNA. The record is from RefSeq and is a predicted model, not a curated record. Lineage: Eukaryota; Viridiplantae; Streptophyta; Magnoliopsida; Brassicales; Brassicaceae.